Trematomus bernacchii (emerald rockcod) is the source of this 2946-nucleotide messenger RNA. It is a transcript of the gene slc19a2, whose product is annotated as solute carrier family 19 member 2. Gene Ontology annotation, molecular function: vitamin transmembrane transporter activity. Bases 1 to 1596 code for a protein of 531 amino acids. The transcript is spliced from 8 exons. The record is from RefSeq and is a predicted model, not a curated record. NCBI's taxonomy places the organism in Eukaryota, Metazoa, Chordata, Actinopteri, Perciformes, Nototheniidae. Gene Ontology annotation, biological process: transmembrane transport; vitamin transport. Gene Ontology annotation, cellular component: plasma membrane.
AUGUUGGGCUCUAUGUCUGAGGUUUCUCUACAGGUUUACUGUUGCGACCACAAAUUGCAGUUGCACACUAAGGCCAGCAGGGGGCGGUGGUGUACAGCACACAGUGACACCAACAGCACCACCAAAGAAGCAGCAGCAGCAGCAGUAUGCCGUCAGUCAGCAGCGUGCUGUGGAGGUCAUGCUUGGGACUUGAACAUGUCGGUGCUGGAGCCCACUCUCCUGCUCUGUGUGUUCGGCUUCUUCUCCAGCCUGCGACCGUCGGAGCCCUUCCUCACCGCCUUCCUGCUGGGCCCGGACCACAACCUGACGGAGGAGCAGGUGGUUAAUGAAAUCUAUCCAGUAUGGACGUAUUCCUACCUGGCGUUGCUGUUGCCUAUCUUCCUGGCCACGGACUACCUGUGUUAUAAGCCCGUGUUGGUGCUGCAGGCCACCAGCCUAGUGGUGACCUAUGUGAUUCUUCUGAAGGCGCGGGGCCUGCUGGCCAUGCAGCUGCUGGAGUUCUUCUUCGGGCUGGCCACAGCCUCGGAGGUGGCGUACUACUCCUACAUCUACAGCGUGGUGGAGCCGGCCCACUACCAGAAGGUGACGGGGUACUGCCGCAGCGUCACUCUGUUCGGCUCGGCGGCCGGCUCUCUGACCGGACAGCUGCUGCUCUCUUUGGCGAAAGUUCGGCUUGUGCACCUCGUCAUCAUCACUCUGGCAUCAUCCGCCGUGGCCUUCGUCGCUCCCUGGUUCCUGCCCAUGCCCAAGAGGAGCUUGUUUUUCCACAUGGGAGCGGGAGAGGGGGGGCCACGCAGCAGCACCACCCUGUUGGAGAAGGACUCGGAGAGAGAGCUGCCUCUGAACGGUGUCACCACAAUAUCCAGUUCCUCUGAGACAGGAAGUCGGGGCAGUGGAUUUGUGAAGGUGUUACGGAUUCUCUUUGACGACUUCCUGCAGUGCUACAGAAGUGGGCCCCUGUUGGCCUGGUCUCUGUGGUGGGCUCUGGCCACCUGCGGCUACUUCCAGGUGGUCAACUACGCCCAGGCCCUGUGGGAGAACGUCCGUCCAUCCCAGGACUACGAGAUCUACAACGGCUACGUGGAGACGCUGUCCACACUGCUCGGGGCCAUGGCUGCUCUGCUGGUGGGCUGCCUGCCUCUGAGCUGGACUCAGUGGGGGGAGCUGGCUCUGUGUGUGCUCUCCCUGCUCAUGGCUGUGUGUGUGUUUGUCAUGGACACCGUGAGGAACAUCUGGAUGUGUUACGCCUCAUACAUCUUCUUCAGAGCCACCUACAUGCUGCUCAUCACCAUGGCUACAUACCAGAUCGCAGCCAGCCUCAGCAUGCAGCGCUACGCCCUGGUGUUCGGAGUGAACACUUUCAUGGCGCUACUGCUGCAGUCGCUCCUCACCGUGGUGGUGGUGGACUCCGUCGGCCUCGGCCUCGAUGUUUUCACACAGUUCCUCAUCUAUGGCUGCUACUUUGCUGUCAUUUCUCUGGUGUUCCUCCUCGCUGGUGUGUGCAAACUGGCCUCCAGGAGGCGCUGCAGGCAGGGGGGGGCUGACAGCCCAGAGUCAGACUCUCCUUCAACACAGGAUGCCAGCUCCACUAGAUAGGCCUUUAUCAUAGGUAUCAAUUAUCUUGAUAUGCUUGAGCACCAUGGGUUCACGGAAGAGGGUUAGUGCCACAUAGGGCUGCACGAUUUGGGGAAAUAAUCUAAUUGCGAUUUUUCUGACAGAUAUUGCGAUUCGAUUUGCGAUAUGUUUUUUUUAAGCGACCCAACGGAAGUUUAUUGUAAAAUGCGGCCAUAUCUCCGGCUAGGAAGGUCGUAUCAACGUGCUCCCGUCUCUAGCACCGCCGCAGCCCGAGCUACGAGUGAAAGAACUAAACUUACAUGAAACUUCCCUAGCCCUCGUGCCACAUAAGAAACAUGUAGAAAUGACUGCUGGUAGGAAAUGUACAAUGGGUUAAUUCCAAUAGGUUUGGUAAAAACCAACUUCCUGCUGCUUCUGAGUGAAGAUACCUGAGAGAGCACAUGUUCAGAAUGACCAAAACGAGUUGCGUGAUAAUCACUCUUAUGUUUACUCACACUUUUAUUUUCAUUCAAGUGUGAGUAUUAAAAAAAAAGACUAGUAAUGCAGCUUUAAAAAAACUGCUGAUCACAGAUGAAAGGCUUCAUCGGAUAUAUGAUAUUGAAAAAUGUUUACGAAUGUUCAGAAUUCGUAAGAAGUCAGUGCCUUAAUGUCAAGGCAAUAGCUAAAUGAACACUAAGGAUGGUUCCUUCCUAACGGUACUGCUGCUCUUGUGUUACUGCGACACCAGCCUUUAUUCUGAAGAAACUGUUUUUGUUAUUCCCUUGUGUAAUUGCAUAGAUUGUGUAUUGGAGUUUAUCAAUAUGAAUCAAUGUGACUGACAGUAUAUUAUAUUGUUUGAUGUUACCCUGUGGGGAUCAUGGAUGUUUAAUAGAUGGAUUUAUACGAAAUGUACUUAUGUAUGUUAGAAUUGUAUACAUGUUUAUUUAAGUUCAAGUUUUUAAGCUCACUAUCACUUCGAUUUUUGACGUUGUAAAUGCAACCAGUAGAAGUAAAAGCUAACGUCAGUCUAUAGAAAAACGACACAUGGCUGCGCACCACCACGGCUGAUGUUGGGCUAUAAAAGAACUACUACUGUAAAACAGAAAUAAGUAAAUGUAUUUUAAGCAUAUGGCCUUUUGCUGUGCGAAUGGGCCCCGCCCCGCUGCUGUAGUGCUCCACAUGUUAAAGUUGUCUCAUGGUGAUCACACUGAACACAAAUAUCUAAACUAUCUGCUGUGCCAUGUGUGUGUGAAUGUUUCCAUUGACUGUUAAAAUAAACAAUAACUGUAGAAUUCUUUGCACAAUCUUUUACCUGCACUACGCAAAGUGAAACAUUCCUAGUUGCUGUCUCUAUGCAAAAAUGAUAUGCCUAAUAAACAUAAUAUUUUGUUA